AUGAAUGUAAGUUUUGUUUUAAAACUUUUCAUAGAUUUUUUAAUGUUUCUAAUGUUUAUUAUAUGUUUUAGCCGAACUUUGCAAUUAAUAUGGACGAAAGGAUCAGGGCUCUCAAGCUUAUUCUGAAGCGUUCGAAGGAUUCAGAAGGUGGGGUUUUACGUCAUUUUGCAUUUGUUGUCAACUUUCUUGUUUUCUAAUCUUUUAUUUACGAUAACAAACAUCUUUUUUUUAGUGUUUCGAAGAAUUUUGAAGAAAAAAAAAACAUUUUGGGUUAAAGAUUUAGUGUAUUAAAUUGUUUCAGGUUUUCUUGGUACCUGUAUUACCCAUUAUGGCAAAAUGGACACUGAAUUCGAAGUUGACAAUAUGGAUAUGUUAUAUGAUCAUUUGAUGAGGAAAGAAAGAGCUUUUGCUCCAUGGGCUGUCGAAACUUGCGUUGAAAUGAAGGAUUUGAAAGGUUUAACCUUGCAGCCUGCUGAAUUUGCACCGUUUGCAAAGGUUUUAAAAGGUAAGGCUUUGCGUCAAUAUGUUAGUAUGAUGCUGAAGAUGUUAUAUUUUGUUAUUAUACUUCUAUUUGGCGAAGUUUUACAUUAUUCGUAACGUAAGCUAAAGAGUUUUCAGUGUUUUAGGUAAGGAAAAGUGGUGAGUUAUGUGGUUUUACUCAUAACUUUUGUGUAAAGAUAGAUAAAAGCUGGAAAUUUUGUGGGAAGUUAGCUUACUUGUUGUUUAAACUAACAUAUAUAACAAUUUUUUAAAAUAUACAUUUUUUUGUGUCACAAUUGGAUAAUAACGUGAUCUACCUAUAGUGAUUUUCAGAGCUAUCAGGAAAGAUGGAGAUUCAUUUGAAAGUGGCAAAAACGUACGAUUUGGAAGUGAAGGUUCUGGGAGAAGAAGGACCAUUAAUGUACCAAGACGUAGAAUGCUUCCCAAAACAGUUGAAGUACUUUGAAGGCAAAGAGAUUGGAGUUCUGAGAGUCAAUGGCAAUGAACGGGACUGGGGUUUGUUUUAUAUUACUGGGGAUAAGUUUAUCUUAAUCUUGGCAUAAUUUUUGAAUAUUUUGGAAUCUCACGGAUACUAUUAAUCAGAAUAGGUUUUGUAAUGUUUAAAUUUUGUUACUUGGUUUCGUAAUUGAGUUUUAGGUUUAUUUAUUUUGGCUAGAGGUAGGUCAUGAUAAUGUAUAGCUUGUGUAUGGCCUGAAUAGGUUGAAUGUUUUUACUGUUGUUGACUACUAAUGUCAUUAAUUGUUUUAUUUUCAGACUUUAGCGCUUUAUUCCGCAUUAUCGCGAAUGUCAUUGUAUGUUCACAGUGUUUCAGCUUGGAAAACUUUGUUGAAGGCGGGUAAGUAGGAUCUUUUGAUUAUAGUUUGGACUUGUUAUGCGUAAAAGCUAGCAAAACGUUGGUUGAAAAUGUGUUUUUGGAUAUCAAAUCGUUUAAAGGUUAGUAUCCGUUAUUUUACUGAGCAAAAUCCGUUUUAAAAAUUGAAUAUUAUGUUAGUUUGAACACUAAUAUUUUUCAUAGGUUUAGUUCCAGUUUCGAAGAGUCGAAAGUUCUCGUCAUGGAGUGUGCUAUCAAUUUAGCUCAAAAACAAGAGACAGGCUUGUACAAGAAGGUCUUCGAAGUGAUCACCAAAUACAUGCCAAUAGUGGAGAACAUCAAUACAUACGAUUCUGAAUACACCGUGAAUGUUGCUGAUAGAACGGAACAUUACGAAAAAGUCAAUGGAAGUGUGUCCAAAGUAGGUUAUGAUGUUAUCUGGGUUAGGGCAGGGCUAUGGGGUUACGAUGGUAGGGCAGGGUUGAGCAUUGGUGAGACUUGGAUACUUUGGCCAGAGGUAGUGGAAGCUUAUGCUAAAAUAAAUAUUGGGUAUGCCUUGGAUAGAUGAAGGUUUUUAUCGAGCUAGGAUAAGGUAGGACUAUUUUUAAUGGCAGGAGUAGGGUCUUAACUUAUAAUUAAAAAAAAAUUUUUUUUUGAAAAAAAAACAAAAAAUUAUUUAAAAACUACUUUUCAGUCCUAUAUGGAAACGAUCGACAACAUUGUGACAAACUUCAAGGAAAUAGCCAAGCACAACAAAAACGCUGACAUCUUAGUAUUAGCCAAAUUCUUUGUUUUUGACGAUUGGUACAUUGAUGAAGUCUACAGGCUGUUCAAGGAAAAGUUUGGAAAUAUCUACGAAUCUCCGAAGAAUGACAACAAAGAACUUUGUAUAUUGGAGAGAAAGUUUGGAUAUGUAGAGGCAAGGUGUAUGUUGUUCAUGACUGUUUCUAUGCGAAGUUAA
Molecule: messenger RNA, 2273 nt
Organism: Bursaphelenchus okinawaensis
Lineage: Eukaryota; Metazoa; Nematoda; Chromadorea; Rhabditida; Aphelenchoididae
Source: the annotation of a GenBank genome assembly